This is a messenger RNA of Cornus florida, 2349 nucleotides long. Its product is annotated as alpha-L-arabinofuranosidase 1-like. Gene Ontology annotation, biological process: L-arabinose metabolic process. The transcript has 18 exons. NCBI's taxonomy places the organism in Eukaryota, Viridiplantae, Streptophyta, Magnoliopsida, Cornales, Cornaceae. Bases 217 to 2235 code for a protein of 672 amino acids. Gene Ontology annotation, molecular function: alpha-L-arabinofuranosidase activity. The record is from RefSeq and is a predicted model, not a curated record.
ACGUGCAAGCAAAGGCUGCCUAUUUUUGUGCCCCUACCUGUUUGACAUAUCCGUUAUCAUCCGACGACCCACGGGGGCUUCUUCUUUUUAUACCAUCAUCACACCCACUCUCUCUCUCUAACUCGCCCACAUCUCUGUAAAAUCUCUCCCGCUUGGGGAGUCUCUUGGCUCUCUCUCACUCCAGCCUGCACAAGCGUUGAACUUUGUGACAAAGCAAUGGGCUCUUACCGUGUCCUGCUUUGCUGCUUCUUUCUGUUGUGUGCUUAUCAAUGUUAUGCGAUUGAGGUCGAUACAAACCAGACGGCAAAGCUUUAUGUGGAUGCUUCUGAAGCAAAGGGCCGGAAGAUACCUGAAACUCUGUUUGGUUUAUUCUUUGAGGAGAUCAACCAUGCUGGGGCUGGUGGGUUGUGGGCAGAGCUUGUGAGUAACAGAGGUUUUGAAGCUGGGGGCCAAACUACUCCCUCAAAUAUCGCUCCUUGGUCUAUAAUUGGGAACGAGGCAUCUCUACUUGUAUCAACAGACCGCUCAUCAUGCUUUGAACGAAAUAAAAUUGCCCUUCGCAUGGAGGUGCUUUGUGACAGCAAAGGCACCAAUAUUUGUCCAGCUGGAGGAGUUGGUAUUUAUAACCCUGGAUUCUGGGGCAUGAAUAUUCAACAAGGGAAGACCUAUAAGGUGGUUCUGUAUGUUCGUUCACUGGAUCCAAUUAAUAUCUCUGUCUCAUUGACCAGUUCAAGUGGAUUACAAAAUCUGGCUACCGCUGACAUUGUAGCUGAUGAUGUUUCAGAUUGGACAAAGGUGGAGGUUCUACUUGAAGCAAAAGAAACUAGUCAUAAUUCAAGACUGCAAUUGACAACAGCGAGGAAAGGAGUCAUAUGGUUUGAUCAAGUGUCAAUGAUGCCCUUGGACACAUUCAAGGGACAUGGCUUCCAAAAUGAGCUUUCUAAAAUGAUUGCAGAACUGAAACCUGGAUUUAUUAGAUUUCCAGGUGGCUGUUUUGUCGAAGGUGAAUGGUUAAGAAAUGCAUUUCGUUGGAAAGAAAGUAUUGGACCCUGGGAGGAACGGCCUGGACACUUCGGUGAUGUUUGGAGUUAUUGGACUGAUGAUGGACUUGGUUAUUUUGAGUUUCUUCAGCUGGCAGAGGACCUAGGUGCAUCGCCUGUAUGGGUAUUCAAUAAUGGAAUGAGCCAUAAUGAUCAUGUUGAUCCUUCUAACAUAUUCUAUUUUAUUCAAGAAGCCCUUGAUGGAAUUGAGUUUGCUAGAGGUGAUCCUGAUUCGAAAUGGGGCUCUGUUCGAGCUGCAAUGGGACACCCAGAUCCUUUUGAUUUGAGAUAUGUUUCUAUUGGGAAUGAGGAUUGUUGGUUUAAGACUUACCGCGAAAAUUUCCUAAAGUUCUAUUAUGCUAUAAGACGUGCAUAUCCAGACAUCAAAAUAAUCUCUAACUGUGACGGCUCUUCUCAACCGUUGGAUCACCCGACUGAUUUGUAUGAUUUUCAUGUUUACAGCAAUGCAAACUACCUGUUCUCAUUGGCUCAUAAAUUUGAUCGUGUAUCACGCAAUGGUCCAAAGGCUUUUGUAAGUGAGUAUGCUGUGACUGGAAAAGAUGCCGGCACAGGAAGUCUUUUGGCGGCAUUGGCUGAAGGUGGAUUCCUUAUUGGGCUAGAGAGGAACAGUGAUGUUGUUGAAAUGGCAAGCUAUGCACCCUUGUUCGUGAAUUCCAAUGACAGGAAGUGGAACCCAGAUGCGAUUGUUUUUAACUCUUCGCAUCAGUAUGGAACUCCUAGUUACUGGAUGCAACGCUUCUUCUCAGAGUCAAAUGGUGCAACACUUCUUAAUUCAACACUCGAAGCCAACUCAUCGACUUCGCUUAUUGCUUCUGCUAUUACUUGGCAAAACUUGGAGGAGAAAAAGAAUUAUUUAAGAAUAAAGGUUGUGAACUUUGGGAGCAGCACUGUGAAACUAAAGAUUUCUAUUGACGGACUGAAGCUAAACUCGAUACAAUCAAUUGGGUCAACAAAGACUGUGCUCACAUCUGAUAACUUGAUGGAUGAGAAUUCAUUCAAAGAGCCAAAGAAGGUGGCGCCUGUACAAACCCUACUUGAGAAUCCAGACGAGGAGAUGGAUGUCACACUCUCUCCGCAUUCUUUCACUUCCUUGGAUUUGUUCACACGGUUGGACAAUAUUAUUCGGAUGGCAGGGCCUGAUUAUAUCCAUAAAUCUUCAAUUAGAAGGAUGUGAAUAACAUAAGACACUAAUUGUAAUAAUUGGAGUUGCCCCAAACUGCUUGGCAUCUUAGCUUACCAUGCUGUUAAGCUUAUCCAAUAUCAUUCUCCAAACUCAUAUUUCUCCUUA